UCAUCAGUCAUUUCCCAUUUUGAUCAUCUCUGUCUACUCCAUUUUAGCUCUCUCCUCAGAUUUUCUUUGUUUUUUUUUGUUUUUCUUUUAUUUCUCAACACUCUUGCAUAUUCAGAACUACAAACACCUUUCAAUCCAUACUUCGAGUUCGCUGCUAUGCAUGAUAAUCUUCAAGAUUGUUCGGAAAAUUACGGAGAAACCCUAGAUCUGGAAUAAAAUCCUAAUUCGGUCGAUAACCGCUGAAUUAUUUGGCAACUUUCGUGCGUUUCUUUUACAGAAAAGUUUUUGGAAAGAUUGGAAAAGAUGGAUGGAACUCCACAUCCCGUACCGAGAACUGUGGAGGAAGUCUUCAGCGAUUUCAAAGGCCGUCGAGCUGGUCUCAUCAAAGCUCUUACUUCUGAUGUUGAGAAAUUUUACCAGCAGUGUGAUCCAGAUAAAGAGAACCUCUGUUUAUAUGGGCUUCCAAACGAGACUUGGGAAGUCAACCUGCCUGUUGAGGAGGUGCCCCCUGAACUGCCCGAGCCUGCUCUUGGGAUAAACUUUGCCCGUGAUGGGAUGCAAGAGAAGGACUGGUUAUCACUUGUUGCAGUUCAUAGUGACUCAUGGCUGCUCUCAGUUGCGUUCUACUUUGGUGCACGGUUUGGAUUUGGUAAAAGUGAAAGGAAACGUCUUUUCCAGCUGAUUAAUGACCUUCCCACCGUGUUCGAAGUUGUUACAGGGCCUGUUAAGCAGACGAAGGACCAAAACGGUAGCAGGAACAAAUCUAGCAACAGAAUGCCUUCUCGUCAGCCUGAGUCCCAACCCAAAGCAAUUAAGAUGGCAGCACCAAAGGAUGAGGAUGAGUCGGGGGGUGAGGAGGAAGAAGAGGACGACGAGCAGGGGGCCACAUGUGGGGCUUGUGGGGACAAUUACGCCAAUGAUGAAUUCUGGAUUUGCUGUGAUAUUUGUGAGAGAUGGUUCCAUGGGAAAUGCGUGAAGAUAACGCCAGCAAAAGCCGAACAUAUCAAGCAAUACAAAUGCCCUACCUGCAGUAGCAAGAGGGCCAGGGUUUAAUCAGGCCAUAUUGAUAUUAGGAAGUCGGAAAGAAGGUCGAUCAAGGGUUUAGAACUGGUUUCGAUUAAGUUUUUAGAACUAAUCCGUUGAACUUGUGUAAACUUGUUGCUUAGAUGUUGAUCAUGAAUGUAGUAGUACUCUAGAUUUGUUUGUGGAAGGUGUUAAAACUCUUAUUUUCAGAUGGGAUUAUGGAAUGUUCGUACUUUAUUCUAAUUGUCAUGUUUUCCAUAUUAUCAUUUUUUAUUGUUUUGUCUCAAUCAGAUUAUUAUUUUAUUUCAUAAAAUUAUUAAUUUUUUAGGUUGCUAUCCAGUUU
Messenger RNA from Striga asiatica, 1366 nucleotides. The record is from the annotation of a GenBank genome assembly. Lineage: Eukaryota; Viridiplantae; Streptophyta; Magnoliopsida; Lamiales; Orobanchaceae.